Syngnathus acus (greater pipefish) is the source of this 1119-nucleotide messenger RNA. RefSeq names its product secretion associated, Ras related GTPase 1B (gene sar1b). The transcript is spliced from 7 exons. Gene Ontology annotation, biological process: intracellular protein transport; endoplasmic reticulum to Golgi vesicle-mediated transport; membrane organization. The coding region runs from base 201 to 797 and encodes 198 amino acids. The record is from RefSeq and is a predicted model, not a curated record. Gene Ontology annotation, cellular component: COPII vesicle coat; endoplasmic reticulum exit site. Gene Ontology annotation, molecular function: GTP binding; GTPase activity. NCBI's taxonomy places the organism in Eukaryota, Metazoa, Chordata, Actinopteri, Syngnathiformes, Syngnathidae.
CCAUUGCGGUGUCGUGGCUCAGUUAACAAAACACGAAAAAAAAGGGGAGACGGGCGAGCGAUCGAAAGAGCGAGAGGGUGAGCUGGCUGUCAGCGGGAUCUCUUUGAAAUUUUCCCCGUGCCACAUUCACAUGACCAAACGAGCCAACGCACUCGGCCAACGAAUCCACGCCUGAAGAACGAGAUUGAACAGCUCCAGAGAUGUCAUUCAUAUUUGACUGGAUCUAUAGCGGGUUCAAUAGCGUACUACAGUUUUUAGGACUGUACAAGAAAUCGGGCAAGCUCGUGUUCCUCGGCCUGGACAAUGCCGGCAAGACCACGCUUCUGCACAUGCUCAAAGACGACAGACUGGGGCAGCAUGUGCCCACUUUACAUCCCACCUCGGAAGAGCUGACGAUCGCCGGUAUGACCUUCACCACCUUUGACCUCGGAGGCCACGCGCAAGCCCGCCGAGUGUGGAAACACUACCUCCCCGCCAUCAACGGUAUCGUCUUCCUGGUGGACUGCGCCGACGGCCUCCGAUUGGAAGAAUCCAAAGCAGAGCUUGACGGCUUGAUGACAGACGAGACCAUCGGGAACGUGCCCAUCCUUAUCCUAGGCAACAAGAUUGACCGGCCCGAUGCCAUCAGCGAGGAGCGGCUGAGAGAAAUGUUUAAGCUGUACGGCCAGACGACAGGAAAGGGCAACGUCCCACUGAAGGAGCUGAACACGAGACCCCUGGAGGUGUUCAUGUGCAGCGUGCUGAAGCGCCAAGGCUACGGCGAGGGAUUCCGCUGGCUCUCGCAGUACAUCGACUGAACGCGGCGCCACCUGCCGCACCCUCACCGCAACUACAACAGACAGAAAGAACGGCGGCGGAGGGCGUGCCCACCCACCACCAAGACGACGACGACGACAACUCGAUCCCAAUAGACUUUUAUUGGUUCUUUGGGUUCUGCACUUAAACACACGUUUGUUUGUCCCUCUUUAUAGCGCAAAAUGGACAAGUCCCCUCUCGUACUCCCACCGGCGUCCAUUCAGAAGCUUGCGUUCUUUCUCUACAUGGCAUUUCUAUUCAUCACAUCAUUAUUUUUUUGUUUACUUUUAUGACAGCGUUAAUAAAUGGAAAGGACCAACAUCC